Molecule: messenger RNA, 381 nt
Organism: Scylla paramamosain (green mud crab)
Lineage: Eukaryota; Metazoa; Arthropoda; Malacostraca; Decapoda; Portunidae
Product: glutamic acid-rich protein-like
Exons: 1
Coding region: 1-381 (126 amino acids)
Source: RefSeq, a predicted model, not a curated record
AUGGAAGCCUACAUUAUAAAGUCAGAGGAAGAGGAGGAAAGUCAUGAAAUUGUGACAGAAAAGGAAGAUGUGGAUGAGGAAGAUGAGGAAGUCAGUGAUGUAAUGUCAGAAGAGGAAAAGGGAGAUGAAAACAUGAGGAAGCUAAUAAUGUGUCCAGAAGAGGAUAAAGAGGAAGAAAGCAAGGAAACCGAUGAAACUGUAACAGAAGAGAAAGAGAAGAAUAAAAAAGACAGUGAGGUCGAUUAUGUAGAUAUGAUAGAUGAUUACGGUGAUGAUAUUAAAGUGUCAAGAGAAAAGGAGAAGGAUGUAAAAAAUUAUGUUGAUGAAACUAUGAGAGAAGAGAAAGAGAGGACAUGGAAGAUGAAGAAGCCAAUUGACUAA